AUGUCCGAGACAAAUCUAGCCAACGAUGCACUAGUCACAGACCUGAAUCGAAUGGUAGCGUCGCAGUAUCCACCGACAUGGGACUCGGGACAAUUUCGCUCGAUAAGCAGAUAUGACAUUGACCUACUCAAGAGAUGGGACACGCGGACAGUUUUCACGAUGGGGACAUAUAGUAUCUCGCUCUGCUACCAACUGACAGUGAGCAAGGAGGCCACACAGCACCCCUACCUGUUCCAUGCCGCCCUAGCUAUGGCUGCCAUGCAUGAUGGAAGUCUCCAAGUAUCGAGAGAACCUAGUAGCACUAACAACAGCCAGGCAACUCAGUACUACCAUCAUAGCUGUGCUGCAGCACUAUUUAAUCACAGGUUGUCCAGAUCGGUUGAUAAACCAGCAGAUCACAAUGCCAUAUGGGCAACGGCGUCUAUGCUUGGUAACAUGGCGUCAUUUUCUAUCAAGACAUACGAUCCUGAGCUGGCAUGGCCCAUGGCACCGUCGACGGACUCUAGCCUUGGCUGGAUGGAGAUGCAUAAGGGGGUUUAUACCGUUUACAAGAUGGCUUCUCCCGGUGACCCCGGCGGCAUGUUUCAUGCGAUCAUUAACGAUCCUCAAUACACGUUUCUCAAGAACAAAUGGGACGAGGAUACAAGAGAAGGAACCGAAGACAUCCCACCUCAAUUCGUAGCGCUGUGCGACCUUGACCCAUCAUCCAAUGCUCAGAACAAUCCUUAUCACGCGACAGUGCGGGGACUCGCUGCGAUAUGGGAUAUGGAGUGUACACAGGACACGGCGCUCCGUUUCAUCUCAAUCAUUUCGCUGAUGCGGCCGGAAAUGAGCGCGUUGCUAAUGCAGAAAGAUGCGCGCGCCCUGCUUUUACUCGCUUAUUGGUUCACCAAGAUGUUCCACGUGCACUGGUGGUUUCAACAGCGAUGCUUUGUUGAGUGCGCUGCCAUAUGCAUGUACUUGAAGCGGUAUUACCAUUCCGAUCCUCUCAUCAUGGACAUGGUACAAUAUCCGUUAUCGAGACUGGAGGCGGCGUUUUCGGAUCCUGAAAGAAAGAAAGAACUGAGCUUUGCUGAGACAAUAGCAAGAUACAACAACGAUGGAAACGCAAUUGACAUCGACCUUGGUUCAAUAAGUACGUCAACGGAGACGGCAACCCGUGACUCAAUAAGCAUUGUUUGUCAAUGGGCAUGCCAUGCACUCAAUAAUGGUUCUUCCGCUGCAGCGACUAGAUCCAAACGGGCGCCCGACAACAGCCCCAGCGGGUCUCUGUUCACGCUGCUAUCAGCUGACAGCUCAAUGAGGACUAGUCUGGCUGGCGCUGGUUGGCCGGAUAGCCGGAUGAGUCACUCAUGUAACUGCGCCGUCACUAAGCCGGCUAGCACCGUUACGUACCGUUUCCCUCUCAUUCAUGGGAUGGGAAAGUGUACCUUCCCGGUCGUUCUCUUCAAAGUCUGUCACUACCGCUCGUCUCCUGCAACAAAAGAGGGCAGCAGCAAUCCUGUCGACUCUCUGUCCUUUGAAUCGCUCGCUCUAGACGGAGAUCUCACCCAGCAGAAAGGUCGCCCUGCAACCAUGCUGCCUCCAUCACAGCCCCAGCCGGCUCUUAACUCUCGGCCUAUGGUCCUUGCCUUGCCGACCAUCGUCACUGAGACCCGACAGAACCCUCCCGCUGCGAAGCAUUCACGGGAUGUCGACGAGAUGGCCGCAGAUGCCGACGUCGAACGCUCCAUGGCCCGGAGGAAAAAGAACGAACCCCCUAUGGACAUCAAUAAGAAAUGCAGUCACUGUGAUAAAGUCUUCAAACGUCCCUGCGACUUCACCAAGCACGAAAAGACGCACUCCCGCCCUUGGAAGUGCACCCAGCCCGAUUGCAAGUACUUCAGCAUCGGAUGGCCCACCGAGAAGGAGCGUGACCGCCAUGUCAAUGACCGUCACUCGGAAAACCCACCUGAAUACCGCUGCAAAUUUUCUCCAUGCACAUACACCUCGAAGCGUGAGAGCAACUGCAAGCAACACAUGGAAAAGGCACACGGCUGGCAGUAUGUCCGAUCCAAGAACAACGGCAAGCGUGGUAAGACACCUUCGUCUGCCGCAUCCGUGGCCUCGGCCUCUCAGACUCCGCCAACACCGGCCAUGUCCACUCCCGUCUCUAGCCUGAGCACCGAGCUGCCAUCUCCUGCCAGUGGUCAGAUGAUCUCUCCUUACUUCCCCAAUAUGCCCCACGACUUUGCUAUCUACGACCCUCCUGCCAUGUAUGAAGGCUACGUCAACAUGUCCACCGGCGAGCCCUUCAACUUUGCUGAUCCGCCCAUGGUGCCGGGACUUGACUUCCAACUCUUCCCAGACAGCACCGAUAUGGAUACAAUGAGCCUAGAUGCAUUGCCAUCAAACGCCGACUUCGAAGCCUUCGGUGUAGCGAUGGAAGCUUCUGACCCGUCCGCUCACAUGCCACCACCAAGUGCCGACAUGAGCUUGGACCAAUUGGGCCAGGACCAGAUGAACCCAUACUGUUUCGACAGCGAGUUCUUGAAUUACCAGCCUAACAACAAUGGGAUGCCUGAAUAUUAA
Molecule: messenger RNA, 2571 nt
Organism: Talaromyces atroroseus
Lineage: Eukaryota; Fungi; Ascomycota; Eurotiomycetes; Eurotiales; Trichocomaceae
Exons: 5
Coding region: 1-2571 (856 amino acids)
Biological process (GO): regulation of transcription by RNA polymerase II
Molecular function (GO): DNA-binding transcription activator activity, RNA polymerase II-specific
Source: RefSeq, a predicted model, not a curated record